AUGGCUUUCAUUGAUGAUAUUUUUCUAGCCAUGGGAAACUUCUUGCUGAUCAUUGUAUCUUAUGGCUUCAGCAUCAGAAGCAUCCUGAAAAUUCAGGGCUCAGAAGGGAAGUCAAGAGCCUUCUCCACAUGUUCCUUGCAUCUUGUUGUGGUUGCCCUUUACUACUCCACUAUCACCUACACCUACACCCUGGCACCCUCCGGCUACUUCCUGGAUAAGGAAAAGAUGGUCUCUGUGCUUUACACACUUGUGACUCUGUGCAAGCAGGGCAAUUCCCUGAUCAUCCUGGCCAUUGUCUUCCACCUGCCACUGCACACCCCCAUGUACUUCUUCAUUGCUAACUUGGCUCUAAUUGAUAUGCUUUGCACGUCUGCCAUCCUACCCAAAAUGAUGCAGAACCUGAUGCUUGGGAAGAAAACCAUCUCCUUUGAUGUCUGCAUGGCCCAGCUCUUUACUUGUACUUUGUCAUCUGGAACAGAGCUAGUGCUCCUUACAGCCAUGGCUUUUGACCAGUACAUGGCCAUCUGUUGUCCCUUGCGCUAUGUAACUGUCAUGACCAAGAGUGUUUACAUUGCAUUAGCAGCCAUUGUCUGGGCAGUUGGAGCAAUUAAUUCCUUGGUGCACACCUUGCUCAUGCUUCAACUACAUUUUUGUGGGCCUAACUUCAUCUGGCACUUCUGUGAAAUCCCACCUCUGUUGGCAUUGUCCUGCACCUCAGCCUAUCUCAAUGAAGUCAUGGUCUUCAUUGCUGAUGUCUUCCUAGCCAUGGGGAACUUCCUACUGACCGGUAUGUUCUUUGCCUUCAUCAGCAGCAGCAUUCUCAAAAUUCAGAGCUCUGAAGGGAAGCGAAGGGCCUUCUCUACAUGUUCCUCACACCUUGUUGUGAUUGCCCUAUACUACUCUGCCAUUAUCUACACUUACAUUCGGCCGACCUCCAGCUACUCGCUGAAAAAGGACAAGCUAGUGGUCGUUCUGUACACGAUUGUGACUCCUGCACUGAAUCCUCUGAUCUACAGUCUGCGCAACAAAGAAGUCAAAGGUGCCUUAAGGAAAAUUCUUCCACUUAAGAGAGAGAGAGCUUGA
Molecule: messenger RNA, 1083 nt
Organism: Alligator mississippiensis (American alligator)
Lineage: Eukaryota; Metazoa; Chordata; Crocodylia; Alligatoridae
Product: olfactory receptor 13G1-like
Exons: 2
Coding region: 1-1083 (360 amino acids)
Biological process (GO): G protein-coupled receptor signaling pathway
Cellular component (GO): membrane
Molecular function (GO): G protein-coupled receptor activity; olfactory receptor activity
Source: RefSeq, a predicted model, not a curated record